AGAGUUUACAAUAUAAUAUACAAAUGUAUUACAAUCCGCAUGCUAAUUUGGAAAGAGUAUACACACACGUAUCGAAGGUUGAUAUACUUAACCACACUCGAUGCUUUUUACGCAUGUGAGUUUAUAUUUUCGGUACAUGCGCCGAUAGUUCUUACCUUGAGUAGUGUGAAACAGUGAAAGCUUUUAGGGUUGAUCGUAUUACGCGUAACCUCUCAACAUUUUUACGGUCAUCUGUAAAAGAUUUUUAACUAUAAAUUAUUAUGUACAAUAUUUUUUAAUUAUAUAAAGAAAGAUUACGUGACUUAUAUAGAAAUAAGAAAUUUUUCAAGAAAACGAUCAUAGAAAGGUAACAGCUUAACACCUUAACCUUUUUUUUUUACGAAACGUAAUUAUUUAUAAAAAUUAAAACUAUUCGACAAUGGCGUCACGGGUUAUUUUAAAGACUUGUAAAAAGACAACGAAAAUUGGUGGUGGUCCUUCGCAAAUUCGCUUUUUCAACGUAAACGUUAAGUUAUACCAAAAAUUGUCGGUUUAAUUAUAUAUGCAUAAAGAUGUACGAAAACGAGCGAUCCUCUGUGAAGUUUGCUACGAAAUUUGAAUUUUUAUCAGUUGUUGUAAAAUCUGUGAUUAUAUAUUUUAAUAUGAGAAAAAAUAUGUUCACAAAAGAAAAGCAUCUUGCGAAAAAACAAUGCGUGCACGUGAGGAACAGUUAUUGAAAGACGACCUGCGAAGAAUGGGGGAAGACGAACUUUGUGGUGGGGAUACUAAAGGCUUAAGCACAGAUAAAAAGUGUAGCUCGAUAAAUCGUUUGGUAGUAAUUCUUGUGCCUUCGCUUUAUCGAGAAUUCGUCUUUUGACUCCCGGACGAACGCUCUUCUUUUAGAUUGUGCGGAUCUAAUUUGUUCCAUAAACAACAAAGAAAAUGCCUGGUCAGCUGGAGGAAGUUGAAGGAAAGCAUGCCACUUUUGGUAUGGGAUGUUUCUGGGCUGGUGAUUCCCUCUUUGGAGCAUUACCCGGUGUUAUAAGGACUUGUGUAGGUUAUUCCGGUGGUACUAAGGAGACGCCAACAUAUAAAAACAUAGGUGACCAUACAGAAGUUAUUGAUAUUGAAUUUGAUCCAGAUGUUGUAUCAUACGCGCAAUUACUUAGUAUAUUUUGGAAUAACCAUGAAUAUAGUUUAAUUACAAAAAUUAAACGACAGUAUAUGUCAUUAAUUUUAUAUCACGAUGAAGAACAAAAGAUGAUAGCUGAAAAAUCAAAAGACCACGAACAACGUGAACGUGGAGAGACAUUUGUCACCGAGAUUAAACCAUUUGAAAAAUUUUAUCCAGCAGAAGAUUAUCAUCAAAAGUAUCGUCUUCAAAACCAUCCAUGGUUAAUCGAAACUACCGGUCUUACAACAGGUGAGAUAUUACGUACUUCACCUUUAGCAGCUAAAUUGAAUGGGUAUAUAGCAGGAGUUGGAUCAUUAGAGCAACUUGAAAAAGAUUUACCAAAUUUUGGACUUAGUGAUAAAGCUGCACAGUAUAUAAAAAAAUAUCUUAUUAAAAAUCAAGGAACUGGUCUAUAUUGUUAGUUUAUUAAAUAAAUGAAAUUAAUUCUACUGGAAAAACGUAGACUGACGAAAUUAGUUCCUUACUGCAAGGAAAUCUGUUGUUUAAUUUAGUUUAAUUUAUAAAACUUUGUUAUAAAUUCAUUCAUAGAUACAAAAUGUUACUUCUGCUCAAAUUAAAUAUGAAGUAUUUAUUAUAAAAUCUAAAUAAUAGUAUUAUAGCAAAUCAUAUUUUUUUCUCUUUUUAUAUCAUAUUGUAAGAUAUAGAUAGUUAAAGUUACACGCAAUAGUUUUAUGCAUACUACAAACACCUUCUUUUCAUGUAUGAUGAUAUUUCAUAUUUUUAGUUAUUUUACAUCCACAGUAUUAUCCAUACUUCUAUUGAGAGUAUAAGAAUAAAAGAGAGUACCAUCAUGGAUAUUAUAUAUAAUAUAACGUUAUAUAUAUAUAUAUAUGACGUGUUAACGUAAACAGAAACAUACGUGUUCUCAUUGAAUUUUUUUAAACCAUCAUUAAGUGUACAGUGCUAUAUAAUAGUGUACUUGUAUGCUAUA
Messenger RNA from Vespa velutina, 2105 nucleotides. It is a transcript of the gene MsrA, whose product is annotated as peptide methionine sulfoxide reductase. NCBI's taxonomy places the organism in Eukaryota, Metazoa, Arthropoda, Insecta, Hymenoptera, Vespidae. Bases 922 to 1575 code for a protein of 217 amino acids. Gene Ontology annotation, molecular function: peptide-methionine (S)-S-oxide reductase activity. The record is from RefSeq and is a predicted model, not a curated record. The transcript is spliced from 6 exons.